Haliotis rubra (blacklip abalone) is the source of this 1227-nucleotide messenger RNA. RefSeq names its product aquaporin-7-like. Lineage: Eukaryota; Metazoa; Mollusca; Gastropoda; Lepetellida; Haliotidae. The record is from RefSeq and is a predicted model, not a curated record. Gene Ontology annotation, molecular function: water channel activity; glycerol channel activity. Gene Ontology annotation, biological process: glycerol transmembrane transport; water transport. Gene Ontology annotation, cellular component: plasma membrane; basolateral plasma membrane.
UGUUUACAUUGUAUAAAUCAAUCAAGAUGGAAUAUCAUGGCGAUAAGACGGCUACGCCCCCUGCCGGAAAGGGGCAUGAGAUUGACACCCCUCCCUACACCCCCAUCUUUCUCACUCCCCCCUCUAUUCACUAUGUACCAGAACCAGAGGAGGCUGUAAGGAGUCCUUGUUCUUGCACCGUGCAUCGUUAACACAUGUAAACACGGAUUACUGACCAUCAGUGUUGAACAACAUGGCCGAUACGUGCAGACGACAGACGUGUUUCAAUCUGCAAAACUUUCCUCUAACACGUGAAUUCUUGGCGGAAUUCCUGGGAACCUUCAUUCUGCUUGUGUUUGGCGAGGGGUCUGGUGGCCCAAUUCGUUCUCAGUGAUGGAAAGAGCGGAUCCCCAAUAUCCAUCUACUGGUCGUGGGGAUGGGGUUGCCAUGGGGAUAUACGUCGGAGGAGUUUCCGGUGGCCACCUAAAUCCCGCCGUUACCGUAGCCCAAGCUUUCCUUGGGAGGAUUCAGUUGAAGAAGGUGCCUGUCUUCAUCCUGGCCCAGUACCUAGGGGCCUUCGUCGCUUCCGUCCUGGUAUAUCUGGUGUAUAUAGACGCUCUACACCACUACGACGAUGGAGUCAGGGCUGUAGUCGGCAACGCCUCAACUGCCGGUAUCUGGGCCACCUACCCGCAGCCUUUCGUCUCUACAGCAAACGGAUUUGGUGACCAGGUUUUCGGCACUGCGAUCCUGCUGAUUUGUGUAAUGGCAGUGACCGACCCCCGGAAUAUGUCCCCACCCUCGGGCCUCGUCCCCAUCAGUGUCGGGCUAAUCGUCGUGGCCAUCGGCAUGACCUUCGGCUUCAACUGUGGGUAUGCCAUCAACCCCGCCAGGGACCUUGGACCACGAAUCUUUACAGCUAUAGCAGGCUGGGGAUCAGAUCCUUUCAGCUUCCGGGACUUCAACUGGUUCUGGGUGCCUGUCCUUGGGCCCCAUAUAGGUGCUGUACUCGGUGCCUACAUCUACCAGGUGUGUGUAGGCUUCCACUGGCCUACUGAAGUCGACAUCUCCGCUGACACCAAAGACAACUCAAUUGAUCGUUCCGAUGGCAUGGAACAGAUGAAUCUCUCCAGUUGAUGCAGCUCGCCCUCCAUACUCACGUUAGCCAUCAUCCAGCGUUAUGUGUCCUGUGAUGUUACAACGAAGUACCUGUUAUCAGUUUUUGUGAAAUUACACUACCUGUUGCGA